This is a messenger RNA of Perognathus longimembris pacificus (Pacific pocket mouse), 2706 nucleotides long. RefSeq names its product myosin light chain kinase 2 (gene Mylk2). Gene Ontology annotation, molecular function: protein serine/threonine kinase activity; ATP binding. The transcript is spliced from 13 exons. The record is from RefSeq and is a predicted model, not a curated record. NCBI's taxonomy places the organism in Eukaryota, Metazoa, Chordata, Mammalia, Rodentia, Heteromyidae. The coding region runs from base 219 to 2027 and encodes 602 amino acids. Gene Ontology annotation, biological process: intracellular signal transduction; protein phosphorylation; positive regulation of apoptotic process. Gene Ontology annotation, cellular component: cytoplasm; nucleus.
CCGAGUGGCGUGGCCCCCGGUGUAAGAGAUCCUGUUCCCCGUCCCCGCCUCCGCCGCCCGCGAGCCUGCCUCCGCCUCUGCCCACCAAGCUCAAUCCCUUACAACCCCUGCUCCCAGCCGCCAGCAGCGCUGAGACUCGGCCGCCAGCGGCGUGUCCCUUCUCUGCUUCAGCUAGAAAGACUUGAGUUAGACUCAGGGAAGCACAUCCUCCACACCUCAUGGCCACGGAAGACGCCGCAGUUGAGCUGGAAACCCAGCGCCCAUCAACAGACAAGGCGCCCAAAGGUGACGCAGGGGAAGGACCCCUCGCUCUAGAGAAAGACCCUAGUCCCCCAGACACAGAAAAAGACCCAAAGAAAGACCCGCAGCCAUCCUCCCGGAAAGAAGACGCUCAAAGCCCUGCUCCAGAGAAAGGGGGUGGCGCCCUGCCCCCGCCCCCACCUAGCAGCCAGGGCCUGGAGGGGGUGGGCAAGGGCGAUGGGGGUGGGGGCCCCGCCGAGGGCAGUGCCGGGCAGCCAGCAGCCCUGCCCCAGGAGACAGCCACAGCCCAGGCGGACAGCAAGAAGCCUGAGGCCGAGCGGGGACCCCCAGACCCCCAGGAGCCCAGAGAGCCCAAAGCGAGCAGGAAGGAGGCCGAGAGCCAGGUAGCAGUCAGGCGGGGCUCACCUGCCUUCCUGCAUAGCCCCAGCUGCCCAGCUGCCAUCUCAAGUUCUGAGAAGCUGCCGGCUGCGAAGAUCCUGAGUGAGGCAUCAGAGCUCAUCUUUGAAGGGGUGCCUGGGACCCCUGUCCCUCCAGCUCCUGGGCCAGCCAAGGCAGAAGAAGGGAAGAACACCCUGGCGGGGAGCCAGGAGGAAGCAGCACAGAAAGCCCCAAGCCAGGCUGGCCAGGCUAAGGUGCAAGGGGACACCUCGACGAAGAUCGAGUUCCAGGCUGUUCCCUCAGAGAGAUCAGAGGUGGGGCAGGCCCUCUGUCCCACGGCCAGGGAGGAAGACUGCUUCCAGAUUUUGGAUGACUGCCCACCACCCCCGGCCCCCUUCCCGCAUCGGAUUGUGGAGCUGAGGACGGGAAAUGUGAACAGCGAAUUCAGCAUGAACUCCAAGGAGGCACUGGGAGGUGGUAAGUUCGGAGCCGUCUGUACCUGCACAGAGAAAGCCACAGGCCUCAAACUGGCAGCCAAGGUCAUCAAGAAGCAGACUCCCAAGGACAAGGAAAUGGUGAUGCUGGAGAUUGAGAUGAUGAACCAGCUGAACCACCGCAACCUGAUCCAGCUGUAUGCCGCCAUGGAGACCUCGCACGAGAUCAUCCUGUUCAUGGAGUACAUCGAGGGUGGCGAGCUGUUCGAGAGGAUCGUGGAUGAGGACUACCCUCUGACAGAGGUGGACACCAUGGUAUUCGUCAGGCAGAUCUGCGAUGGGAUCCUCUUCAUGCACAAGAUGAACGUUCUGCACUUGGACCUCAAGCCAGAGAAUAUCCUGUGCGUCAACACCACGGGCCACUUGGUGAAAAUCAUCGACUUCGGCCUGGCACGGAGGUAUAACCCUAAGGAGAAGCUGAAGGUGAAUUUUGGGACCCCGGAGUUCCUGUCCCCAGAGGUGGUGAAUUACGACCAGAUCUCUGACAAGACGGAUAUGUGGAGCAUGGGGGUCAUCACCUACAUGCUGCUGAGUGGCCUCUCCCCCUUCCUGGGAGAUGAUGACACGGAGACCCUGAACAAUAUCCUGUCUGGCAACUGGUACUUCGAUGAAGAGACCUUCGAGGCUGUGUCAGACGAGGCCAAAGAUUUUGUCUCCAACCUUAUUGUCAAGGACCAGGGGGCCCGGAUGAGCGCUGCCCAGUGCCUCGCCCACCCCUGGCUCAACAACCUGGCUGAGAAAGCCAAGCGCUGUAACCGCCGCCUCAAAUCCCAGAUUCUGCUGAAGAAAUACCUUAUGAAGAGACGCUGGAAGAAAAACUUCAUUGCUGUCAGCGCAGCCAACCGCUUCAAGAAGAUCAGCAGCUCGGGGGCCCUCAUGGCUCUGGGGGUCUGAGGCCCCAGGAGCAGCUGAGGUCUGAACACAGCCGCACCGUGGCCAGGGCCGAGGCCACACAGCCCAGAAGGCCAGAGACGGCAGGCCAGAUCCCCGCGGCCGGCUGGCCAGGACCGGCUGUGCCAGGCUAGGAGGCUCGGGGCUCCCCACGCCCCCCACGCAGCGAUGCUUCCCCGACAUGAGCCGCCUCGGACCUCAGAGAGUAGCCUGGAUCCAUCUCGCUACUGCCUCCCCAGGCAGACAUCCGACCCAGACUCCAUGUGUGGAGCUGCGCCCCAUCCCUGCCUUCACUCUCCCUUUGAACCGCUGCCCUGGGGACCCCUGCUUUGCCCCACCUGGAACACGGGCAGCCUGGGCUGGCUUCUAGCUGGGGUGGGAUGAGGGCUGGGUAUCCAGCAGGGGGGCUUCCGUCGUGGUGGACGGGGGACUUCUGGCAGGGGCAGAUAGGGAACUGUGCAUAUGACUUCUAAGGUCCAGGGGAGACAGAGCAGGCUUUGUGGAAGAGAACCUCCAUUCCCCUCCCCCCCCCUAGCCCUCUCCCAACAGAUAAGGCCUUUCACACACACCAUCUGGCCUGCCUGGCUCCCUCCCACCUUAUUUGUGACCACCAAGACACAGGAAUUCUGGGAGAGACGGCAUCCAGCCCAGGCCUGGCUGGGAGGGGGGGUGGGGUGAGGGG